Molecule: messenger RNA, 1153 nt
Organism: Saccostrea echinata
Lineage: Eukaryota; Metazoa; Mollusca; Bivalvia; Ostreida; Ostreidae
Exons: 9
Coding region: 49-843 (264 amino acids)
Biological process (GO): cell division; mitotic sister chromatid segregation
Cellular component (GO): MIS12/MIND type complex
Source: RefSeq, a predicted model, not a curated record
GCGAAAGCGAUGGAUGCUUAAUUUUUGCAGCAAAUUUUAUUUUGUAACAUGUCAGACAGAAGAAAAAGUAAGAGAAGGUCUAGUUUAGCAGCCAGUAGGAUCCAACUUCAGUAUGAAAAGGCAAAAAUUAGUUCAUCUGGAGAGCUUUACAAGAUAAUAAGUCCAGAUAAAACAGAUGAAGAACGUUUAGCUGCCUUACACAGAACCUGCUUGGAGUAUACACUGCAGAAAUUAGAGGAGGAAAAUCCAAACUUAGAAGGACUUGAAGAUUUAAAGAAAACAUUGCUGGACCAAGGACUUAGAAAGAUAUCUGAAUUGGAAGAAAACGGAAGUUUUAAACAAGCUUGUAAUAAUGACAGAAUUUUGACAGAGAACCCCCAUAAUUUGGAAAUGGAUGAAAUAAUUGAAGCCUUAAUCAGCUACAACAAAAAACUAGAGGAAGAAACAGACCAAUGGGAGAGUUUAUUGAGAGACUCAAACAAAGCUGUGUCAGACAUGGAAGCCCAUGAAUCAAAUAGUGUGGAAUUUCUACAUAGGAAACCAGAUAAGUUAUCUCCCUUAACAUGGAGGGAGGUAGAUCAAGCUAAAGCUGCCCAGUAUUUACCUGACCCUCUAGACGUCAGCCUCUGUAACAAACUGGAGAGGACAGUAGAGGAGGUCAACAAAACAGUAGAAAAAUUUGGCAAGACAGUUUCAGUUGUUCAGAAUAUUCAAAUCCUGUGUGACAAAAUGCUGAAAGAAAAGUCUGAAAAACUCAAGGUAGACUCAUUUAAAGACAACCAUAUGUUUACACCACGGACCUUAAUCCAGAGAAUCACUGGACUCCAGACUCCAAAGGCGUAAACCUGGAGGGAAAGACGGACAAGUCUGAACCAUUUCUGAGAUCUGAAGAGGGCAAUGCUUAAAACACAGGCUGUGCUGUGAAAAAAAAGGAUCAGAACAUACUGAUAAAGAAUAAGUUUCUGACUAGUUUCUCUUUGCAAUAUAGCAAAACUACAAACUUUAAUAAUGAUGGCAAGUUUAUGUGUUGAUGUGUGGACAUAUUUUAAUUAAAUAAGAUUUGAAGUGUCCAUGUAUAUGAUUGUUAUAAAUUUAAACCAUUUUAGUUUACAACUUUGUCAGAAUGUAAAUAAACAUUGUAUGUAUAUAUGUA